Rhodotorula toruloides NP11 is the source of this 624-nucleotide messenger RNA. RefSeq names its product guanylate kinase. The transcript is spliced from 4 exons. Gene Ontology annotation, molecular function: GMP kinase activity. Bases 1 to 624 code for a protein of 207 amino acids. NCBI's taxonomy places the organism in Eukaryota, Fungi, Basidiomycota, Microbotryomycetes, Sporidiobolales, Sporidiobolaceae. The record is from RefSeq and is a predicted model, not a curated record. Gene Ontology annotation, cellular component: cytosol. Gene Ontology annotation, biological process: purine nucleotide metabolic process.
AUGAGCAUCGCAGCCAAUCUGAUCCGACCAGUCGUCAUCUGCGGCCCGUCUGGAACGGGCAAGAGCACCCUCUUGAAGAAGCUCUUUGUCGAGUUCCCCGACCGCUUUGGGUUCAGCGUCUCCCAUACCACGCGCGCGCCGCGACCAGGCGAGGAGAACGGCACCUCGUACCACUUUGUCACACGCGAGCAAUUCCUCGACCUCGUCAAGGCGGACGGCUUCAUCGAGCAUGCCGAGUUCAGCGGGAACAUGUACGGCACGAGUGUCAAGGCGGUGGAGGAUGUCAAGAAGGGCGGCAAGAUGUGCAUCUUGGACAUUGAUACCCAGGGCGUCAAGCUCAUCAAGAAGAACCACCCCUACCUGAACCCGCUCUACGUCUUCAUCUCGCCUCCCUCGCUCUCCUCCCUCAAGACCCGCCUAACCGGGCGCGGCACCGAAUCCGAGCAGUCCAUGUCCGCACGACUCGCAGCAGCAGUUGGCGAGCUCGACUACGCCAAGAGCGGCGCGUUCGAUGUCGUCGUUGUCAACGACGACCUCGAGCGGGCGUACAACGUGUUGAAGCAGGUUAUCAUCGAGGGAAAGACGGAGGCGGGAGACAAGCUGCCUGAUUUCGAGGACAAGUAG